Molecule: messenger RNA, 2112 nt
Organism: Coregonus sp. 'balchen'
Lineage: Eukaryota; Metazoa; Chordata; Actinopteri; Salmoniformes; Salmonidae
Source: the annotation of a GenBank genome assembly
UGUCUGCCAGCAUGGAACAUUCCAGUGCGUGUUCCGCCCGUGCCCGUCCAUGUGCACAGCCUAUGGUGAUCGCCACUACAGGACCUUUGAUGGUCUACUGUUUGACUACGUUGGAGCGUGUAAAGUCUACCUAGUUAAGGUACCAGAGUUACAUUUCCAGCACUCCAGUUCAUGCAUUUUUCCCCCUCAUUAUUUGAUAAUAAAAUGGGAGGAAUAAAUGCAACGCAAAAAAUCAGUGAAGGUAAGAUAUCCACGUAUAGAUGAAGGGAUUGAUGAACAGAGUGGUUUAGGGUUUAAUUUACUCAAUGUACUUUUUUCACACAUUUCGUAGGUUUUCAGUAGCACAGUUCUGUCCUGGGUUAGCUUGCUAUUUUCAUGUUAUUUUUCCCAUCCCACCUACAGAGCAGUGCUGAUCUGAUGAUGAGUGUGACGGCUGAGAACGUCGACUGUUACGACGGCGGCGCCAUCUGCAGGAAAUCUCUACUCAUCAACAUCGGUAGAUCUUUCAUUGCGUUCGACGACGACACUGGCAAACCAGUAAGUGCACGCUCCUGCUCCUGAACCUCACCAGGGUAACUUGCCGCUGGUGGUCCGACCAAGGCUGGCCACCGCUGGGAUGCCGCCCAGUUUCCACUAGCGGCCCGUUACUUGUUUGCUUACUUGGUUUCGAUAGGGUUAAUGUAGCCUGCAGUGUUAUAAGAAAUGUUUGAUGAAACAUUACAGAGAAAGGAACUACCCUUAACCCCUGACCCCUGAGACCCACUGAAUAUCACCUUACUGUUGUCACACCUUACCAAUUAUGGCACAAAUUUCACUUAUUUAAGACUACAUCAUUCAUGAUCCCUGUCCUCUUUCCUGUCCUCCAUCUUGUACUCUUCCCUGUCCUCUGCCUUGUCCUCUUCCCUGUCCUCCAUGAACAAUAAACCAUAAAGAAAUUAGGUUAAAAAAACACAGUGGGGGGCACUACCCCCGGACCCCCCCUGGCUCAUCUCAACCUGUUCAUCAAUAUUGAUCUGUCCAUUGUCUUGUUUCCUGUCCCCCGUCGUGUGUAGAACCCGUCCAGUGUGAUCGACUGGAGGCAGGAGCUGUUCGUAUGGAGCGCUGGGCUCUUUACCGUGGUCCAUGUUCCAGAGGAGGACCUGACCGUGCUCUGGGAUCGCAAGACCACGGUCCACAUCCAGGCUGGACCACGCUGGCAGGUCAGACACCAGGGUUGUUAGUGUCCCCAACGCUAGAAUAACACGGGCCCUGUCACUACAGAGCAGCUGCUGUCUCCUAUAGCAGUCUUUCUCAACCCAGUCCUCUGGAUCCUCCAAUCCAUCACACCUUAUUCAACAAAUCAAUUCAUCACCAAGCCCUUGAUUAGUACCAUCAGAUCACCAAGCCCUUGAUUAGUGCCAUCAGGUGUGCUGAAAUAGAUCCAAUAUACUAGCUUCAUUCUUACUGAACUGAGCUGUGAUUAGGGUGAUAUUAACGGGAAUACUGCGUUCAGAGCAAGCUGAGCGGUCUGUGAUUGGUGUAAUAUUAAUGUGAAUACUGUGUUCAGGGCAAGCUGAGUGGUCUGUGAUUGGUGUAAUAUUAAUGUGAAUACUGUGUUCAGGGCAAGCUGAGUGGUCUGUGAUUGGUGUAAUAUUAAUGUGAAUACUGUGUUCAGGGCAAGCUGAGCGGUCUGUGAUUGGUGUAAUAUUAAUGUGAAUACUGUGUUCAGGGCAAGCUGAGUGGUCUGUGCGGGAACUUUGACCUGAGGACGGUCAAUGAGAUGAGGACACCAGAAAACAUAGACUCUGCCACGCCUCAGGAGUUUGGCAACAGCUGGACGGCAGCAGAGGCAAGUUUCAAAACCCCCACUGUCUAUUCUCAUUGGAUAGUGUGUCUGUGUGUGUCUGUGUGUGUCUGUGUGUGUCUGUGUGUGGGUGUGCGUGCGUGUGCGUGCGUGUUCAUCCAUGAUACAUGUGUGUAUUGUCAGUCUUCUAAGGUCAGAUAUGUGUGUGUGUUCAGUGUGUUAACAGCCCAGACAUCAGACACCCCUGCAGCCUGAGCCCCCUGAGGGAGCCGUUCUCUAAGAGGCAGUGUGGAGUCCUGCUCAGUGAGGUCUUCCAAGUCUGCCACCCG